Molecule: messenger RNA, 580 nt
Organism: Didymodactylos carnosus
Lineage: Eukaryota; Metazoa; Rotifera; Eurotatoria; Philodinida; Philodinidae
Source: the annotation of a GenBank genome assembly
UAUAGCUUUUUAAUUUUUCUGCAGAAAUAUUUUCGGUCAAACUGAAUUAUACAGUUGAAAGCCUGUCCGCAGCAAAUUUUGCUUAGGAAGUUGGAUAUUUAUUUUAGCAAUAGUACGCAAGUGUAUACCGUUUCUUUUAGGUACAUGGUGUGUGACAAAAUACAAUCCUAUUCUAUCAGUGUAUAAUCAAACCAAUACAUUUAUUCAAUAUUUGGUACCAUUUUUCAUUAAUUUUAUAUUAACAGUCAUUUUAAUUUCAUUAAUUGCACAUAAACGAGCUGCUAUUGCUGAUAAUAAUAAGACAUUGACAACAGUAUAUCGAGAACAAUUUCAAAAACGAAAAGAUUUGUUUAUACCAUCUAUUAUCAUUUUAUUUUGUGCACUACCACAAUUUCUCNUCUGUUCUUAUUUACCACAAGUACUCGGCUACUAUUUAUAUAUUGUACCAUCAACAUUUUACAGAGAAGAAUUCAGUGCAACAAUAUUUGGAAAAAUAUUAAAAGAAAAGAACAGACGAACACAACUAGAGCAGCUUGAACGAACCAAUAGAACAACAAGAUUAGAAACAAUAAAAAACUAA